AUUUAUCUGUACCCACGCAAUGUUUAGAUUUAGAAGAGUGAGUUUAUUGGUAUAGCAUGUUCGAAUCAUCCAAUAUAUAUCUGUAUACCAAAAAAUGAGUGAUAUAGUUUGAAACAAAAACUUUGAACUAACAGAUAUGGACUUAGUCUUUCAUUUGAUUAAUCUCUAAUAACAUUCAUAUGGAUUUAAAAGUAGUCUAAUAUUAAUUAUACAACUAUUUUAAAUUGAACUACUGAAACCUUAAUAAAACGUCGAAUUCUUUCUACCAGAAAAGAAAUAGAAGAAAAGAAUCAGAAAAUUUUUCGCUAAAAAUGAUUCUUCGAUUAAAAAGAAUAAAAUCCAUUAAAAUAAUGAUUAUAAUGACUGUUAUAUUAUUUAUAUUAUUUCCAAUUAAUAUUAAUUCACAUCCUAUUGUAAAUGACGAAGCUGCUCAUCAACAUAUUAAAACAUUAUCCAAUAUAAUGGGUAAGCAAUUACAUAAUAAUAAUAAUGACAAUAAUAAUAAUAACGAACUAUUUGAUAAUAUUAUUCCUAAUCAUAUUAUUACUGAUAAUGAUAAUCAGCUGUUAUUCAAAGACGUUGCUUCAAUACAAGGCUCUACUACUAUAAAAAACAAUAUUAUGAAUACUACUACUACUACUACUACUACUACUACUAAUAAUAAUAAUAAUAAUAAUAAUAAUAAUAAUAAUAAUAAUAAUAAUAAUGAAGGAAGUAACCAUUCAUUAACCAAUGAACGUCAAAAAACUAAUAACCAUUUAAGUCAAGCAAUUAACAAUUCAAUUUUAUCAAAACAAAAUCAUUCCAUUCAUCAUUUAUGUAUUAAAAAAGAAUGUUUUACUACACUAAUGAUAAAAGAAAUAAAUGGUAAACAAGUUGAUUCUAAAAGGUAUCAUUUUAUUCCUAGAAACACAAGUGAUGAAAUGAUUCCAAAUCAUUUAUCCAAUACAAAAUAUAACAUAACAUCAGUAGAAAAAAUAUACCGAAGAAAACGUUCAUCAAAUGCUCAUGAUUCAGUAACACUAAAUCCAUAUGAAUCAAGUACGGAAAAUAAAAAUAAAAAAGGUAAACAAAAAAACAAAAUAUAUCAAACAAGAAUACAAAAGAAGAAUGAACACAAAAAAAAUCAGCGGAUCAAAAAAGACACUAUCAAGAAUGUAGAAAACAAACACAAAACGAAAAAUAAACUAACUGAAAACAAUUAUCACAAUAAUAUCAAGAAAAGAGCACAAUCAAAAAAUGCGAAAAGAGAAAUCAAAAAAAUACAAGAUGAAGAACCUGAAGAAGAAACAGUCGAAAUGAAACAAGAAUUGAUAGAUAAUACUAACACAGGCAAGGAUACAGAGGACAAUGAUGCGGUGAAUACAGUCUCUGUACUUCCACCUACAGAUGUGUCAGUGAUUGCAGACUCGAUUCCAGAAACUCCAGUGUUUGAGGAAGUGACCACUGUCCCUGCACCUCCACCAACAGAUGUGUCAGUGAUUGCAGACUCGAUUCCAGAAACUCCAGUGUCUGAGGAAGUGACCACUGUCCCUGCACCUCCACCUACAGAUGUGUCAGUGAUUGCAGACUCGAUUCCAGAAACUCCAGUGUUUGAGGAAGUGACCACUGUCCCUGCACCUCCACCUACAGAUGUGUCAGUGAUUGCAGACUCGAUUCCAGAAACUCCAGUGUCUGAGGAAGUGACCACUGUCCCUGCACCUCCACCAACAGAUGUGUCAGUGAUUGCAGACUCGAUUCCAGAAACUCCAGUGUCUGAGGAAGUGACCACUGUCCCUGCACCCGCAUCUACAGAUGUGUCAGUGAUUGCAGACUCGAUUCCAGAAACUCCAGUGUCUGAGGAAGUGACCACUGUCCCUGCACCUCCACCUACAGAUGUGUCAGUGAUUGCAGACUCGAUUCCAGAAACUCCAGUGUCUGAGGAAGUGACCACUGUCCCUGCACCUCCACCUACAGAUGUGUCAGUGAUUGCAGACUCGAUUCCAGAAACUCCAGUGUUUGAGGAAGUGACCACUGUCCCUGCACCUCCACCUACAGAUGUGUCAGUGAUUGCAGACUCGAUUCCAGAAACUCCAGUGUCUGAGGAAGUGACCACUGUCCCUGCACCUCCACCUACAGAUGUGUCAGUGAUUGCAGACUCGAUUCCAGAAACUCCAGUGUCUGAGGAAGUGACCACUGUCCCUGCACCCGCACCUACAGAUGUGUCAGUGAUUGCAGACUCGAUUCCAGAAACUCCAGUGUCUGAGGAAGUGACCACUGUCCCUGCACCUCCACCUACAGAUGUGUCAGUGAUUGCAGACUCGAUUCCAGAAACUCCAGUGUUUGAGGAAGUGACCACUGUCCCUGCACCUCCACCAACAGAUGUGUCAGUGAUUGCAGACUCGAUUCCAGAAACUCCAGUGUUUGAGGAAGUGACCACUGUCCCUGCACCCGCACCUACAGAUGUGUCAGUGAUUGCAGACUCGAUUCCAGAAACUCCAGUGUUUGAGGAAGUGACCACUGUCCCUGCACCUCCACCUACAGAUGUGUCAGUGAUUGCAGACUCGAUUCCAGAAACUCCAGUGUUUGAGGAAGUGACCACUGUCCCUGCACCCGCACCUACAGAUGUGUCAGUGAUUGCAGACUCGAUUCCAGAAACUCCAGUGUCUGAGGAAGUGACCACUGUCCCUGCACCUCCACCUACAGAUGUGUCAGUGAUUGCAGACUCGAUUCCAGAAACUCCAGUGUUUGAGGAAGUGACCACUGUCCCUGCACCCGCACCUACAGAUGUGUCAGUGAUUGCAGACUCGAUUCCAGAAACUCCAGUGUCUGAGGAAGUGACCACUGUCCCUGCACCUCCACCUACAGAUGUGUCAGUGAUUGCAGACUCGAUUCCAGAAACUCCAGUGUUUGAGGAAGUGACCACUGUCACUGCACCCGCACCUACAGAUGUGUCAGUGAUUGCAGACUCGAUUCCAGAAACUCCAGUGUUUGAGGAAGUGACCACUGUCCCUGCACCUCCACCUACAGAUGUGUCAGUGAUUGCAGACUCGAUUCCAGAAACUCCAGUGUUUGAGGAAGUGACCACUGUCCCUGCACCCGCACCUACAGAUGUGUCAGUGAUUGCAGACUCGAUUCCAGAAACUCCAGUGUCUGAGGAAGUGACCACUGUCCCUGCACCUCCACCUACAGAUGUGUCAGUGAUUGCAGACUCGAUUCCAGAAACUCCAGUGUCUGAGGAAGUGACCACUGUCCCUGCAUCUCCACCUACAGAUGUGUCAGUGAUUGCAGACUCGAUUCCAGAAACUCCAGUGUCUGAGGAAGUGACCACUGUCCCUGCACCUCCACCUACAGAUGUGUCAGUGAUUGCAGACUCGAUUCCAGAAACUCCAGUGUCUGAGGAAGUGACCACUGUCCCUGCACCUCCACCUACAGAUGUGUCAGUGAUUGCAGACUCGAUUCCAGAAACUCCAGUGUCUGAGGAAGUGACCACUGUCCCUGCACCCGCACCUACAGAUGUGUCAGUGAUUGCAGACUCGAUUCCAGAAACUCCAGUGUUUGAGGAAGUGACCACUGUCCCUGCACCUCCACCUACAGAUGUGUCAGUGAUUGCAGACUCGAUUCCAGAAACUCCAGUGUUUGAGGAAGUGACCACUGUCCCUGCACCCGCACCUACAGAUGUGUCAGUGAUUGCAGACUCGAUUCCAGAAACUCCAGUGUCUGAGGAAGUGACCACUGUCCCUGCACCUCCACCUACAGAUGUGUCAGUGAUUGCAGACUCGAUUCCAGAAACUCCAGUGUCUGAGGAAGUGACCACUGUCCCUGCACCUCCACCUACAGAUGUGUCAGUGAUUGCAGACUCGAUUCCAGAAACUCCAGUGUCUGAGGAAGUGACCACUGUCCCUGCACCCGCACCUACAGAUGUGUCAGUGAUUGCAGACUCGAUUCCAGAAACUCCAGUGUCUGAGGAAGUGACCACUGUCCCUGCACCUCCACCUACAGAUGUGUCAGUGAUUGCAGACUCGAUUCCAGAAACUCCAGUGUUUGAGGAAGUGACCACUGUCCCUGCACCUCCACCUACAGAUGUGUCAGUGAUUGCAGACUCGAUUCCAGAAACUCCAGUGUCUGAGGAAGUGACCACUGUCCCUGCACCCGCACCUACAGAUGUGUCAGUGAUUGCAGACUCGAUUCCAGAAACUCCAGUGUCUGAGGAAGUGACCACUGUCCCUGCACCUCCACCAACAGAUGUGUCAGUGAUUGCAUACUCGAUUCCAGAAACUCCAGUGUCUGAGGAAGUGACCACUAUCCCUGCACCUCCACCUACAGAUGUGUCAGUGAUUGCAGACUCGAUUCCAGAAACUCCAGUGUUUGAGGAAGUGACCACUGUCCCUGCACCUCCACCAACAGAUGUGUCAGUGAUUGCAGACUCGAUUCCAGAAACUCCAGUGUUUGAGGAAGUGACCACUGUCCCUGCACCUCCACCUACAGAUGUGUCAGUGAUUGCAGACUCGAUUCCAGAAACUCCAGUGUUUGAGGAAGUGACCACUGUCCCUGCACCUCCACCUACAGAUGUGUCAGUGAUUGCAGACUCGAUUCCAGAAACUCCAGUGUUUGAGGAAGUGACCACUGUCCCUGCACCUCCACCUACAGAUGUGUCAGUGAUUGCAGACUCGAUUCCAGAAACUCCAGUGUCUGAGGAAGUGACCACUGUCCCUGCACCUCCACCUACAGAUGUGUCAGUGAUUGCAGACUCGAUUCCAGAAACUCCAGUGUCUGAGGAAGUGACAACUGUCCCUGCAUCUCCACCAACAGAUGUGUCAGUGAUUGCAGACUCGAUUCCAGAAACUCCAGUGUUUGAGGAAGUGACCACUGUCCCUGCACCUCCACCUACAGAUGUGUCAGUGAUUGCAGACUCGAUUCCAGAAACUCCAGUGUUUGAGGAAGUGACCACUGUCCCUGCACCCGCACCUACAGAUGUGUCAGUGAUUGCAGACUCGAUUCCAGAAACUCCAGUGUCUGAGGAAGUGACCACUGUCCCUGCACCUCCACCUACAGAUGUGUCAGUGAUUGCAGACUCGAUUCCAGAAACUCCAGUGUUUGAGGAAGUGACCACUGUCCCUGCACCUCCACCUACAGAUGUGUCAGUGAUUGCAGACUCGAUUCCAGAAACUCCAGUGUCUGAGGAAGUGACCACUGUCCCUGCACCUCCACCUACAGAUGUGUCAGUGAUUGCAGACUCGAUUCCAGAAACUCCAGUGUUUGAGGAAGUGACCACUGUCCCUGCACCUCCACCUACAGAUGUGUCAGUGAUUGCAGACUCGAUUCCAGAAACUCCAGUGUUUGAGGAAGUGACCACUGUCCCUGCACCCGCACCUACAGAUGUGUCAGUGAUUGCAGACUCGAUUCCAGAAACUCCAGUGUUUGAGGAAGUGACCACUGUCCCUGCACCCGCACCUACAGAUGUGUCAGUGAUUGCAGACUCGAUUCCAGAAACUCCAGUGUUUGAGGAAGUGACCACUGUCCCUGCACCCCCACCUACAGAUGUGUCAUCUGUUGGUGUUUCGAAUUUAGAAGGUAGUGUUUCUGAAGGUUUAUCAUCUGCCUCGAAUAAUAAUUUCGGAUCUUUCUCUGACACUACUGAUUUUUUUUUAACUGAUAAGUUGUUAUUAUCAACUGUUCCUUCCACUACUUCUCUUGAUGAUGACAUUGGUUUUAAUCGACGUCCGGUUGGUGGAAUCAUUAAAUCUAUAAGCAAUGAAGUGUUGGAUAGUAAGGAGAAAGUUCCUUUGCCUACGUUUAUAUCAGGUAUACCAAGGAACAGAAAUAUCAAUAUACAUAUUAGUGGACUUAAUAUUCAUGAGCAUAAUAGGUUUGAAUUUAAACAUGGUUUAACAGUCGGUUUAAUUUUAUUGUGUAUUCUGAUCAUUAUGUUAGUUCUGUCCACAGUUCUAAUUCUCAUUUGGAUUCGGCAUCGACGUAACAAAUAUUCUGGCAGUAUAACUCUGACACAUAUUGAAGAAAACGAAAAAAAUGUACAAAAUACCUCUUUAAAAAGAAGUAGAUUUCAAUCUAGAAACAAUAAACAUGAUUCAUUCACAGCUGCAGAAGGACUAGUUAAUGAAAGCAAAGGUAAUAAAUCUACCAAUUCAAUGAAAACACCUGCACUACAGAAACGUCUUGAACUUCGAAGAAAGCAACAUGUAAAAGCUAAAAUAUUAGCUCAUGAAGCUUUACUUUCUACUGAUGACUGUUCUUCAUGUGAUUGUGGUUUUACUUUUAAAUCUCCCAGCCCAGAACGUCUCUGUUUAACUUCCAAUCUAGAUAAUGAUGUUAUAUUAACUGGUGCUUGGCGCAGACAAAGCAGUGAUAGCGGUGAUAGAAAAAGCCAAACAAAUCAAAAUAGAAUAAAUACUGCUGAACAAAUUAAUGAUAGAGAAGAUGAACUUCCAGUGGUGCCAUCUAUAAAUAUUACGAAUUUCAUUGAUAAUAAUGAAACUUCAUCUCACUAUCAAGAUAUGAAUAUGAAUAAACCUAAUAGAAAUUCAAAGGCUUGGAAAUAUAUUGAUGAAAAUUAGGAUUAAAUGAUUUCAUACAUAUGUAUUUUGUUUUGUUUGCAAACAUAAAACUGUAAGCUCUAAAUUACAUAUAUUGAUUCUAUAUGCCAUUACAUUCAAUUGAAAGUUCUUUUAAUAAGUAUUCAUUUCAUUUCACUUCAUUGAUAGUAUUUUUAAUCAUUUCUGAUGAAAUUUUGAACCUUGACUAGUACUCCUACUACUCCUACUCCUACUCCUACUACCCCUUCUCCUAUUACUACUAGUACUACUCCUUCUCCUCCUACUACUACUACUAGUACUACUAAUACUACUAGUGGUAGUAAUAGUAGUAGUAGUAGCAUGGCAGACAUUAAGUACUUACAUAAAUAUAAUUAAGUAUUUAUUAUACCUAAUGAUAUCAUUAGAUAGUAUAUACAUAUCAGAUUUAAGCUAACAAGUAAUAAUCAUUUAGUAUAGUGAUUUAAACAAUUAAAAUACUUUUUUUUCUUUAUUUAUUUCAUAAACAGAAUAACUAAUGAUUAAUAUAAUAUUUUUACUGUAAACUUUUAUUUGUUGACAAAUUUAUUCUUUGUAAGUAAAUGCUUUUCGGAGGGGGGUAUUAUUAUUAUCGUCGUUUCCUGUAAAAAUAAACAAAUUUUUUUGUGAUCAAUAAUCGAUUACCUUUCUUUUUUUUUUCUGAAUAAUUAUGAUGUAAUUGUUGCUCAGUUAUAAAAUGUAACCAAAAUAACAACAACAACCGAAAAAAAAAGAAAUUUUUCUAAAUGUUUAAUUAAUUAUUAAUUAAUUUUAUGCUUAUUUUCUUUUUAUAAUAUUUGAACAAAUUAAAAAUAAAUGUAUUAUUGAAUAAA
This is a messenger RNA of Schistosoma rodhaini, 7381 nucleotides long. The record is from the annotation of a GenBank genome assembly. NCBI's taxonomy places the organism in Eukaryota, Metazoa, Platyhelminthes, Trematoda, Strigeidida, Schistosomatidae.